AUGUUACUAAGACGGAGUUUCGUCAUAAACCGGUGCGUUUCUAGGGCUGACCAACCAAAGUUGUUUUCUGUAGCCUAUCCACCAUCAAAUUGGACCGAGGUCUCUUCACUAAAAUUACUCUUAGCCUCAGCACUCCUACCAAAUAGCCCUCAGUCUCGCUUCCUCGCAACGGUCGGUAAGCCGAAGACGACGCCCACACUCGUUGACUGUUCCAGCCUCUUUCGGUUGAGUCGUCGUCAUAGCGGCCGACUGGGCAUGUGGUUGACCAUGGCGGAGGUUGCUGCUGGAGGGGGUGGUGACAAUCCUGUCAGCUGGGCGAAGAACACGACUAGCAUAUUCCUCGCUUGA
Molecule: messenger RNA, 348 nt
Organism: Protopolystoma xenopodis
Lineage: Eukaryota; Metazoa; Platyhelminthes; Monogenea; Polystomatidea; Polystomatidae
Source: the annotation of a GenBank genome assembly